AUGCAUGAGACCAUGUUCAUGAUAUCGCCCCCGCAUGGCAUCUCGCCCAUGCCCGACACUGAGCAUGACGCAUCGCACAGUUCUGGUCUUGCUAGUAGCACCAUUUCGUUCGGGUCCUCAACUUCGCCAGGAUCUGCCGCACCCGGCGCGGGGAUCGGCUCUGUCGGCACAAACGUAUCGCCGUCGACGGGUCAGAGCCUCAAAUGGUUCACGCACCCUUCGACCUGGACAAUUGGGUACCACUACCAGCCGCCCGAGGGCCUCCCCUCGCCGCAGGCCUUCUCCGACUUCAUCCGCGGCCUGCAGUGCUGGGUGCGGCGCUUCCAACGGGAAGGCCACUCCCCGCUGAUCCACCGCCAGCUGUACCCGCCCAGGGCCAUCCCGGACUGCAUCCAGGACGCCUACGCCGCCAUCGCUGUCUCGGAGGGCGUCUGUCCCGAGAAUGAGAACCUGGUGGACAGCAUCGCCAACGCCUUGGUCAUGCGGCUGAUAUCUUCCUAUCCCCAAAUGCCGGCCCACGGGCUCUCGAUUGUCACCACCGUCGAUCACCUCGCCCGCACCCAGGCUCUCCUUGUCCACAUCAUUCUCGCCUUGUUCUCGUCCUCCAUAUCGCGCCAGGCCAAGGCGGAGAGCCUCAUCGAGACUCUCCACCGUUGGAAACUCGCCUUGUGGGAGUCCGCCAGCCAGGAAGCGAGCCUUGUGGACAUGUUUCCCUCCGUGCAAGCCGAUCCUCUGGGAAGCGGAGAACCAGCAGGCGAAUCGGUCCCGGAGCUGCAUCAUGCCUUCAUCAUGUGCGAGUCGAUCCGACGCACCUGGCUCGUGUCUGCAAUGACGAUAGGGGUCUACCGCAGCCUCAGGGGAGACUGGAGCUCCGCAUGCGCAGGGGAUGUUCUGUUCACGAGCCGCGCGGGGUUGUGGGACGCGUUCACAUCGGCACGCUGGGCAGCGAUAGCUGGCGGAGAGGACCCCCUCUUUGACUAUAGUCUUGCGAGCCGUCAGUUGGCGAAGCGCGAUCUGUCAGUUGCGGAGGUCGACGAGUUCGCUCUUCAUCUGUACUCGCUGAUGUGGGGGGCUGAUACGGUGGAAUCUUGGUUUGUGCGGACUUGA
This is a messenger RNA of Verticillium nonalfalfae, 1107 nucleotides long. RefSeq lists its product as uncharacterized. The coding region runs from base 1 to 1107 and encodes 368 amino acids. The record is from RefSeq and is a predicted model, not a curated record. The transcript has a single exon. Lineage: Eukaryota; Fungi; Ascomycota; Sordariomycetes; Glomerellales; Plectosphaerellaceae.